AUGAAUAGACCAAAUGUUAAAAAUAUUGAUACACGACGUGUUGCGCAGGAGUUAUUUACAUUAACAUAUGGAGCAUUUGUUGCACAACUUCUCAAUGAUUAUGAAAAUGCUGACGACAUAAACAAACAGUUGGAUAAAAUUAUUGGUGUUCGGAUAAUCGAUGAUUUUCUAGCCAGAAAUCCUAAUAUUGGACGUUGCAAUGAUUUCCGAGAGACAGCCGACGUAAUUGCAAAGCAAGGAUUUAAAACUUAUUUGGGUAUUGUACCAACUAUUUCUAAUUGGAGUAUAGCAGGUGAUGAAUUUUCUCUCUUACUGGAUGGUAACCCAUUAACCGAAUUUGUUGAAUUACCUGAACAAUGUUCAAAAUUAAAUUAUAAUCAAAUGAUAUGUGGUGCAAUACGUGGCGCAUUAGAAAUGGUACAACAAGAAGUUGAAUGUCGAUUUGUACAAGAUCAAUUGAAAGGUGAUAGUAUAACAGAAUUGAGAAUUAAAUUUGUUAAACUUUUAGAAGAUGCAUUACCGGUUGGAGAAGAUUAA
Molecule: messenger RNA, 537 nt
Organism: Didymodactylos carnosus
Lineage: Eukaryota; Metazoa; Rotifera; Eurotatoria; Philodinida; Philodinidae
Source: the annotation of a GenBank genome assembly